Dryobates pubescens (Downy woodpecker) is the source of this 1314-nucleotide messenger RNA. RefSeq lists its product as uncharacterized. Gene Ontology annotation, molecular function: protein binding. Bases 1 to 1314 code for a protein of 437 amino acids. The transcript is spliced from 14 exons. The record is from RefSeq and is a predicted model, not a curated record. NCBI's taxonomy places the organism in Eukaryota, Metazoa, Chordata, Aves, Piciformes, Picidae.
AUGUACUGUACCUGUGUGGACAUACACAGACAUACACACAGUGCCGGCCCGUACAGCGAUGCCAGCCGGGCGAUGCCAGCCGCAGCAGAGGAGGCAGAGCCCAUGGCCAGAAAGGAGCCGCUGCUGAGCGUCCUCAAAGGUAAGCUCGGGCGCCCCGGGGCCGGUACCCGCUUCCUCCGGCAGCUCUCGCCCGGGGACCGGCCCCUAGUUGCACCGACGGCGGGACCGGUCCGGGGGCUGCCGUGGCAGGGCCAGUCCCGCCGCCUGCCCGAGUGUGGGGUGCUGCGGCUGCGGGAGGUCGGGGGACCCUGUACAGACACCUCGCCACACCUCGCCUCGCUCUGCCAGCUGUUGGAGAACAUCCUGCGCAAGGGGCUCCGGCAGCCAGCGUGGGGCUUCAGGAGACGGGAUUACUGGCACUGGCUGGAGCAGCUUCCCACGGGGGGUACUGGCAGGCCAAGCCCCCUCUCCAUCAGCGUCCAGCAAGCAGGUGGCUGUGAGAAGGUGCAGACAGCGCAGGGCCGUGGGCGGUACUUUCUGCGCUUGGCCCUGCAGGAGAAGGUGCUGGCAGUGGCCAUCAGGGAGCUGGCACAGACUCCCAAGCUCCUGGAGGUGCAGCACGUGGUGGGGAGCCAAUACCCAUGGUUUUAUGAUCCAGCGAGCUCCAUCCUCGGCAAUGAAGAACUGCUGGAGCCUUUCCUCUCGCUGCUGCUGGUGCUGACAGAGAUGGAUUUCUCCCUGGACCUGCAGAAUUGCAGCUUCUUGGAUGAGAGCUGGCUGCUGCCGGUGUGCAUCACCUAUGAGAUGGUCCCAUGCCACACACUGGGAAUGGUGCUCAGGUACGUGGAUGGCCGAGUCUUUGUCACCGAGGUGCUCCCUGGCAGCCAGGCAGAGGUGGAUGAGGUGGUGUUGGCUGGUGACAUCCUUGACGAGAUCAAUGGCUGCUCGCUGAGAAACGCCCACAGUGGGCAGGCUGGGGCUGUGCUGCAGAAGCUGAAGGGACAACCACUCAGCCUCCGCCUGCUGCGAUGGCAGUGGCAUGACGGGGAGGUCUAUGAGCCACUGCUGCCCUACCUGAAGGUCCUGAAGCAGAAGGAGCCCAGGUUCCAGCUCCAGCGCAGCCCCCGGCGCAGGGGCAAGGAGGAGCCACAGCAGCUGCAGGGGGGCAGGCUGCUCUACAAGCUGCGGUACCUUGGCCAGACCAGCGUUGGGAAGUAUGGUGGCAAAGAGGUGCUGGCCCGUGCCAUCCCUGCUGUGCUGGAGAGGCACUCACCAGUGCAGCAUCUCUGCAGCCAGAUUGGGAAAGUGCAUUAA